AUGUCGAAGCUUUUUUGGGCCAUCUUCCUGCAAUGCGUUUGUUCAUCUGGAGGGUCCAAGCCCCUUAUCAACGUCGUCUGGUUUAAGUGCACAGACCUACGCACGCACGACCAUGCUGCGCUAAAGGCAGCACAUGCAGACAACUUGCCAGUCUUACAUCUCUACGUGUUCGAUCCCUUCUGGUAUGAGGGCAAGACGACUCUCUGCGGCUUCCCAAAAACGGGAGUCGUGCGAACGCAGUUUCAGUUGGAGGCCUUGGAGGACCUUGCCAGCAGGCUCGAAUCGAAAGGCCAUCGGCUCAACAUGCGCACGAACGUGUCCACAGCAGAGUGCUUCCGGGAGCUCUGCAAGGACUACGCCAUCAACGCCGUCUUCGCAUUUCAUGAGGUGUGCAGUGAAGAGCUUCGCAUUCAGCGGCAGGUCCAGCAGGUGCUGCGUCAAAAUGGGGCAGGUUCACUUCAGCUUCACUGGGGCUAUGAGUUGCUUCACCAUGAUGACUUGCCCUUUGCUACCAAAGACCGAGCCGCGUUCAAGGAGAUCGAGGUUUUUCUCGGGCGCGUGCGGGGCGUCUCUCCGAGGCCAUCUGCAUGGCAUGAGCCUGACUUUGCAACUGGUCCUGAGAAAGCUGUCCACUGGCAAAGAGCAUGCGAGCAAGUUCCACAAGCGGAGGAGGUCAUGGGAAAGAAUUUCUUGGCGCAAGAGAGCACUAGCCCUCAUGUGGAGUUUCGUUGGCAGGGAGGUGAGACGGCUGCCCUUGCGAGGGUGCGGGAGUACAUCUGGGACGAAGACCGGCUGGCUCUUGACUACGUGGGCGCAACAUCUGUGAGAAGCUUAUACAGAAGCCCUCUGGACGACGAGGCAACCUCGAGGUUGUCCCCAUGGCUUGCUCAUGGCUGCCUGUCCCCGAGAUUACUCUACGAGGAGGUCCAGCGCUACAUCUUGGCGUAUCAAGAAAGGGCGAGGUCUACGGCGAGGGAGACGCAGACAUACACACACUCGGGCAUCGGGAUUCGAAGUCCCUAUAACGUCUCCCAUAGAAUCAUACGCGAGCUCCUCUGGCGCGACUUCGUGCGCUUUGGAAGUAUCGAGGCGGGCAACAGCAUAUUCAAGAUCGGUGGCCGAGACAAGGUCAUUCGCCAGAAUCAGGAGGAAGCCCCAAGGAACCACCAGCAUUUGGCAUCCUGGUGUUGGUCUUCAGAUCAAGGUCUGCUGCAAGCUUGGAUUGAUGGCCGCACCGGGUUCCCAUUCAUCGACAGCUCCAUGCGAGAGUUGAAGAUCACUGGCUACUGUAAGCACAUCUGCCGCUUGUGUGCAGGGUGGUUUCUCAUCUCCGACCUGGGCCUCGACUGGCGAAUGGGAGGAGAGUGGUUUGAGUCCAUACUUGUUGACUAUGAGCCCACGUUGAACUGGUUCAACUGGGUCUAUGGGUGCCUGGAACCCAUCAACCCCCACAAGCCCCAACCUCAAAACCGGCAGCAAUGCCGGGAGAUCUUGGAGGCUUGGUAG
Symbiodinium natans is the source of this 1506-nucleotide messenger RNA. The record is from the annotation of a GenBank genome assembly. NCBI's taxonomy places the organism in Eukaryota, Dinophyceae, Suessiales, Symbiodiniaceae.